AUGCUUGCCAAAGGGAGGAAGGUAGCUGGAAGGGGUGAAGAAAUGUCUGCACAUUAUGCGUUUGGACCACAGGAUGAUGAUGCAAUUAUUAAACACAGGCUUCUGACUAGGACGACGACCACCAGGGGUGAACCGCCACUAAAGAAGCUUCAGAAGAAGUUCAUGUCCUUUGCCACUGAGAUCGAGAAGGACACAGAUAAUGUAAGUGACUGCGAAAGACUGUACAAGGCCUUUCUACAGGAAAUUAACACCUUUGAGCUACCUCUUUUGAAAAGCAAGGCUGUGGUUGAUGCAAACAUUAGGGAGAAGGAAAGCUUUAAUGAGCUGCAGGUUGAGAUUGAGCGACAGAUCUUGCAAGCUAAGACUGAUAUUGAGGACCUUAAGAAGCAACUUGAGCAGAGCAAGAUCGAGAGACAGCACAAAGAAGAGUGUGAAGCCAUCCGGAAGCUGAUUUCUUUGCAGCCUCCACGGACUUUGGAACUGAGGAAGAAGCAGUUUGCCCUUCUUUUACAUGUGGUUGAGGAAUUGCAGAUCUCAGUUGAAGAUGAGCAAAAGAGUAUAGCAGAUGAGCUGAGAGCCAUUGCCGGAGAGCAGAAGAUGAGCAUAGAAGAAGGGAGCGUCGGUGCUUCAGAUUCCAUGGUUGUUGACUGA
Molecule: messenger RNA, 651 nt
Organism: Miscanthus lutarioriparius
Lineage: Eukaryota; Viridiplantae; Streptophyta; Magnoliopsida; Poales; Poaceae
Source: the annotation of a GenBank genome assembly